Molecule: messenger RNA, 429 nt
Organism: Symbiodinium sp. CCMP2592
Lineage: Eukaryota; Dinophyceae; Suessiales; Symbiodiniaceae
Source: the annotation of a GenBank genome assembly
AUGCCGAGCGAAUUGCCACGGGAAGCUAUGGAGCCACAGGUUCCCCGUCCGGUCGGCGCUCGGCAAGUGAUGGCUUCUGAGGUCGCACUUGCGAGUCUGUCCACGCUGCUUCCCGACUCCGUCAUCCAGCAGGCGUUGGCCCUCGUGGACUCCAAGAGCCUCCACGUGGUGACCAGCCAGAUGGGUCGGAAGGCCUAUGAGGUACGUGGCCAGAAGGCCUCGCACUUCGUCCUUGCACGGGGUCUCUACUGCUCUUGUCCCUACUUCGGGCGACGAGUGAUCGAGGCCGGGGAGCUUUGCUGCAAGCAUUGGCUGGCAGUCCAAGUGGCACAGCGCUGCGGCACCGGGAUCGGCUCCUCCGAAUGCCUGCAGGAAGAUGAGUUCUUGGACUGGUCUCGGCAGCGCAUGCUGGGAUGCCAGCCUGCAUGA